Messenger RNA from Cotesia congregata, 1461 nucleotides. Lineage: Eukaryota; Metazoa; Arthropoda; Insecta; Hymenoptera; Braconidae. The record is from the annotation of a GenBank genome assembly.
AUGGCUAAUAUUCGUGUCAAUUCACCGAAUGUAUCACCCGAGUCGCAUAAGCUACUGAUACGCACCCAAGCUAAAUUGCCAAAAACAGGAGUGAUGCUUGUAGGAUGGGGCGGUAACAAUGGAACCACUUUUACCGCAGCUGUUCUAGCCAACAAGUUGAAACUGCAAUGGGAAACAAUCCGUGGAGUCCAGACUGCCAACUGGUAUGGCUCAAUCACCCAAGCAUCGACUGUGCUACUCGGCGUGGUGGGUAACGAGGAAGUAUACGCACCCAUGAACGCCUUGUUGCCGAUGAUCAACCCAGAUGACAUCGAAAUCGAUGGCUGGGACAUAUCAGACAUGAACAUUGGAGAUGCAAUGCACCGGGCUCAGGUUAUAGACAUCAACUUGCAGAAGCAGUUGAAACCUCAUCUGGAUAAAUUCGUACCGAGGAAAAGUGUCUACUACCCUGAUUUCAUCGCUGCCAAUCAGAAAGAACGUGCCGACAACCUAAUGACUGGUUCAAAAUCCGAGCAAUUGGAUAAAAUCCGUGCGGAUAUAAGAGAUUUCAAAUCGUCAAAGAACUUGGACAAAGUGAUAGUCCUUUGGACAGCAAAUACCGAAAGGUUCUCAGAGAUUCUACCCGGCGUUAAUGACACGGCCGACAAUCUUCUGAAGUCAAUUACCGAAAAUCAUUCCGAAGUAAGUCCCAGUACUUUGUUCGCCGUAGCUGCUGCCUUCGAAGGCUGUACUUAUAUAAACGGAUCCCCGCAAAACACCUUCGUGCCCGGUAUGAUCGAACUAGCAGAGCGUAAGAAUGUUUUCAUCGCUGGUGAUGAUUUUAAAUCCGGCCAGACUAAAUUAAAAUCAGUAUUGGUAGACUUCUUGGUGACUGCUGGAAUAAAACCAGUGUCUGUUGUCAGCUACAAUCACCUUGGCAACAACGACGGCUACAAUUUGUCAGCACCUCAGCAGUUCAGGUCCAAGGAAAUAUCCAAAAGCAAUGUGGUUGAUGAUAUGGUAUCAUCUAACAGAAUAUUGUACAAACCUGGAGAGAAGCCUGAUCACUGCGUGGUGAUUAAAUACGUACCGUAUGUUGGCGACAGCAAGCGAGCGAUGGAUGAAUACACUUCUGAAUUAAUGCUGGGCGGCCAUAACACCAUCGCUGUUCACAACACGUGCGAAGAUUCGCUUCUAGCGACGCCGAUUAUCUUAGAUUUGAUAAUUUUAGCCGAGUUAUGCGCAAGAAUUUCAAUUAAACGUGUUAGUGAUUACACUGACGCUAGCAAUGAUGGUUUCAUUAAUUUCCGCAGCGUACUGUCGCUACUGUCGUACUUGUGCAAAGCGCCUUUAGUUCCUGCUGGCGCUCCAUUGGUUAAUGCGCUGUUCAGACAACGUGCGGCUAUCGAAAAUGUUUUAAGGGCUUGUUUGAGUCUACCUCCAAAUAAUAAUAUGAUGCUUGAACAUCGUUUUCAGUUUUAA